Molecule: messenger RNA, 1760 nt
Organism: Rosa rugosa (rugosa rose)
Lineage: Eukaryota; Viridiplantae; Streptophyta; Magnoliopsida; Rosales; Rosaceae
Product: kinetochore protein NUF2 homolog
Exons: 11
Coding region: 66-1382 (438 amino acids)
Biological process (GO): meiotic chromosome segregation; attachment of mitotic spindle microtubules to kinetochore; mitotic spindle organization
Cellular component (GO): kinetochore; Ndc80 complex
Molecular function (GO): protein-containing complex binding
Source: RefSeq, a predicted model, not a curated record
AUUGACUGCAUUUCAAAUCGAAGUCUUAUCAGAAUCUCAGAUAGAAGAAGAAGGAGAGGACAGAAAUGUCGAAGCUGGUAUACCCAAAGCUCAGUCGCACCGAGAUCGUCACAAUCCUCGUCGAGGCUCAGAUCAUCGCUAUUUCCGAGCAGGAUCUUCUCAACCCGAACCCGGAUCUCAUCGCCGACCUCUACACCCGGAUCCUCACCACCUUCGACUUCCUCCCCGAGGAAGAUGAGCAAGUUGAUUUUGAUGCCUUGGAGCUGCUCGAGAAUCCGGAUUUUCACGACAAGUCGGCCCGGAGCAUCAAGCUGUACAACACACUGAAGCAAGUGGUGGCGUUAUUGGAUUGCCCUAAGAAAUUUAUCUACGCAGAUCUCAUAAGACCCGACCCGAAUCGGACCGAGGUUUUUCUGAGUGCCCUUCUCAAUUACCAUGUAUAUAGAGAGACAAGAAUAGAUCUCGUAGCUAAAGUUGUGGAUCAAUUAACCGACCUUGAGAAGCAGCACAUAUGGUGGGGCGGUCAGGUUUCUCAGUGGAAUACUGAGAUUGCACACUACAAAGAAACAAGAGAAAAGGAGUUACCUCUUGUUCAGGAGGUAGAUUCCAAAGUCAAAGAAUUGCGCCAAACCAUAUCAGACCUUAACCUUGAUCAAGUGAAACUGAGAACUUCUAUUAGGAAGUUAAAGGAGAAGGCUGCUGAAAUGGAUAAAGAGAUGUCUGAUGCUGAUUUUGAUCUGCUAAAAAGUGAUUCGGAAAGACAAGAGUUUCGUUCAAAAAUUGUUCAUUCACCAGAUAAACUGCAGAGAACUUUAGCAGAGAAGAAAUUAAUUAGAGAGAAGGCUACGAGUGAUGAAAUGUUAGCCAUGCAAUCUUUGAAGGAGAAAACUGCUGUUGAUGAGGUGUAUGCAAAGGUUUCCAAGAAAUUGUUAAAACACUUGGCCCAGAUGCAUGCUAUACAAGAACAGGUCAAUUCUGCUAAAUCUACUAGUAAAGACUACAGGGCUGUAAAAGAAAAAAUAAGUGAUGAUGAAGUCCUAAGCAAGGUUCUUCAUGAUGAACUAAUGAAACAGCAAUCAAAAGUGAAAGAAUUGAAUGAUUUCAAAAAGAAGUUAGAAAAAGAACGAUAUCUCAAGUUUGAGGAGGCUAGUAAAGAACUGAGUAAUGUGAAGCUGGAGGUGGAAUCUAGGAGGUGUGUGCUGGAAGCAAGGCAAAAGAAUGUUGAAGCUGCAAUAGCAGAGGUGGAAACUAUAACUGCAAAGACUGCAUCAGUAAGAAAAUCUGGAGCAGCUGAUCAGCAACAAUUAGCUCGUCGAAGUGAGGAGAUCACUAAAGAGUUGCACCAAUACUUAUAUUCAAUUGGGAUCUUGCUCCAAUGUUGAUGGAGAGUCAGAAGCUAUUGAGCAUGGAGCAGGUUCUUCUGGAUUUGUUGGCUAGUUUGACUGCUGAAAGUAUCUUAAAUAUUCUGUUCAAGAGCCCAAAGCAUCCUUGCCUGAUGCAGUCCUCCCCCGCUGGGUAUGCCCUUAUCACUGACUUCUUCAUCCCUCAAAUGUAAAAAAUGCAGCUUCAGUUGCGACAAGUAAUGGUAUGAUGCCUUUACAUAUUCACAGUGGAUCUAGGGUGUGUUUGGUAUGGCUGUACUUUUAAGAAAAACUAGUUUUUGCUUAUUUUUUAGAAUAACUGGCUGAAAAUCAAAGCAGCCGAGUGUUUGGUAAACUAAAUUUUUGUAAGUGUUUUGAGUUUGUAGAAUGAUCAAUUUG